AUGGCCCAAGUCACUUCCUUCUCCACUGGAAACAGUGAAUCUUCCUCCACUUCUACUACAAUCAAGAAAAAGGGCAAUGUGGCCACUUUGACAUCUGGCUUGACCGCCACUAACACUUAUGGUGAGGAGUUCCAAGUUCCAGACUACACCAUCAAGGAUAUUCUCUCCGCCAUCCCAUCCCAAUGUUACGAAAGACGUGCCUUGGAGUCCUUAUACUACGUUUUUAGAGACAUUGCUUGCAUGGUUGCCAUUGGCUAUGUGGCCAACAACUACAUUCAGUUUUUGCCCAACAAGGCUUUGAGAUUUACCGCCUGGGCUUUGUACUCAUACGUCCAAGGUCUUUUUGGCACAGGUAUCUGGGUUUUGGCGCACGAGUGUGGUCACCAGGCCUUUUCUGACUACGGAUGGCUUAACGACCUGGUCGGUUGGGUCUUGCACUCAUACUGGCUUGUUCCUUACUUCUCGUGGAAGUUCUCCCACGGCAAGCAUCACAAGGCUACUGGCCACAUGGAUAGAGACAUGGUGUUUGUUCCAAAGACUAGAGAUGGCUUUGUUGAAUCUAGACACGCCCACACUUUGGAAGAAAUCGUCGCUGACUCGCCUCUUGCAACCUUUAUUGGCUUGUUGUCCCAGCAAUUGGGUGGCUGGCUUAUGUACCUUGCUACAAAUGUCACUGGUCAACCUGUUGCUGAGUCUGGCUGGGGAAUGAGUCACUUCAACCCUAGUUCUGCCAUUUUCGAAACGAAGGACUACUGGUAUAUCGUCUUGUCUGAUAUUGGCCUCUUGAUUCAAGGUUUGGUCUUGUACACAUGGUACCAGAAGUUUGGCGCCUUCAACUUGCUCGUUAACUGGUUGAUUCCUUACAUUGGCGUGAACCACUGGCUUGUGUUCAUUACCUUCUUGCAACACUCUGAUCCUAAAAUGCCACAUUACGAGGCUUCCGAAUGGAACUUUGCUAGAGGUGCAGCUGCUACUAUGGACAGAGAAUUCGGCUUUGUUGGUAAGCAUAUUUUCCACGACAUCAUCGAAACUCAUGUCUUGCACCACUACUGCUCCCGGAUUCCAUUUUACAAUGCUCGCGAGGCAACAGAAGCGAUCAAGAAGGUUAUGGGUAAACAUUACCAAUACAGUGAUGAGAAUAUGUGGGUUUCCUUGUGGAAGUCUGGCAGAUGGUGUCAGUUUGUUGAAGGUGACAAUGGUGUUUUGAUGUUUAGAAACAUCAACGGAAAUGGAGUCGCCCCUAAGAAGACUCAAUAG
Clavispora lusitaniae ATCC 42720 is the source of this 1257-nucleotide messenger RNA. RefSeq names its product Fad2p (gene FAD2). The record is from RefSeq and is a predicted model, not a curated record. Gene Ontology annotation, molecular function: oxidoreductase activity. NCBI's taxonomy places the organism in Eukaryota, Fungi, Ascomycota, Pichiomycetes, Serinales, Metschnikowiaceae. Gene Ontology annotation, biological process: unsaturated fatty acid biosynthetic process.